GCAUAUGAGCUCAGCUACUGAAAUACAUUCCUUCAGACUUUUCCCUGGAGGACCCCUGAGUAUGUGAGAUUCUGAGAUCAGACAGGCUGCAGUAAGGCAAUCUGACUUGGGGGAGUCCGGGUGGCUGGUGGAGGCCUGGUCAGGACCUUAUUUGUCCAGUACUGGAACCAAGUAGGUGGUAGCUGAGGUGCAGGGGCAGGACCGUUCACAGACGAAACAGCACAGGAAGCCAGCCGGCCCCUGAAGCAGACCUUCCUCCAGGGCAGUGUACCGUCAUCACUCUCUCAGCUGCAGAUCUUUGUCACCAGUAUGGAAACAAAGUUCCUCCAGACGUCCAGAGGAAGGGUGGAGCAUCACUCUGAUGUCCAGAUGUCCUCCUCUUCUACGUCUGUCACCACAAGCAGCACCAAACUGCGCAAAGUCUCUCAAACUUCUAAGGUUUUCGACGAACAGUCUGGGCAGCGAAAGAUCUCAACUGUGGUGGAGUCAUUCAGCCAGGUCCACAAGUCCUUCGAGAUCCCAGCAGGAGAGUCCGUCCCAGAUUUUGAGGAGAAGCCCCGCCCCAUUACGGCACAGGAGGGGGACAAGGCCUCCUUUAAGGUGAAGGUGACGGGGAAUCCCAAGCCCAUUGUGACGUGGAAGAGAGAAAGUGGGAAACCUCUGACUGAAGGGGCCAUGACCUACUACGACAACAUCAACAAGCUGUAUGUUUUGAAGAUUAAAUCUCUAACCAUGGAAGAUGGAGAUGUCUACAAGUGCAUCGUCUCCAACGAUCAUGGAGAGGCUGUCUACUGCAUGUCACUCAUAGUGACGGAAAAUCCGGCGAUGGAUUUCAAGAAGAUGCUGAAGAAACGGAGCACACCAGCUCCCAAGGAGGAGAAGAAGCCUAUCACAGAGGAGGAGAUGUUGAAGAUUUUAUCUGGAGCAGAUAAGAAGGACUAUGAGCGCAUCUGUGCUGAGUACGGCUUCACCGACUUCAGAGGAAUUCUGAAGAAGCUCAAGGAGAUGAAAAAGAAGGGAGAUGAAGAGAUGGUGAAGGUCCUGAAACCCUUGGAAGACAUUACGGCCAAGGCGGAUUCCAAUGUGGUUUUUGAGACCAUUCUGGGACUGAAAGACCCUAACAUCAAAAUGCUGUGGUUCAAGGACACAGAGCUGCUACGGAUCCAGUACUCCUUGGGGAAGUAUGAGCUGAAACAGAUGGGCACUAAGUUCAUGCUGUGUAUCUCCAGCGUUAGCCUGAAGGACUCUGGCAGCUACUCACUGAAGGUUGGAGAGAAGACCCUCUCUGCAAGGCUCAAUGUCAUAGAUGAACCUUUGAAGUUCACGUCAGACCUGAAGCCUGUGCGUGUGACCGAGCGGCAGACAGCCAUCUUCGAGGUGCGUCUGUCCAAGAAGACCGACAAGCCGCCCGUGUGGAAGUUUGGUGGUAAGGAGCUGAAGCGUGAUGAGAAAUUUGACGUGGUCGUGUCUGAGGACGGGCUCACCCACACGCUGAAGAUCAAGGACGUGAGGCCAAGCGAGACGGGCGAGUACACCUUAAGCCUGGGCGACCUGACCAGCACGUCCCCUCUCUUCAUCGACAGGAUACCUAUCAAAUUUGUGAGCCACCUGAAGAAUGUGCAUGUGAAGGAGAAGGGCAAGGCACGGCUGGAGUGUGAGAUGAGCUCCAAGGACGUGCAUAUCAAGUGGCUGAAGGAUGGAGAGGACAUCUCCAACAACCCCCGCUACAGCUUAAUGCGCGAGGGCAAGCGGGCAGAGAUCGUCAUCGACGACUGCGACCUGGCAGACAGCGGCGAGUACACCAUCGUCUGCACGCAGGAUAAUGACGCCCAGGAGUACAUCAGCUCCGCCAACCUCAUCGUGGAUGAACGCUUUGCUACUGUCAAGAGUGGGAUGUCUGACAUCCAGUGUCCCACUGACUCCAGUUCAGAGCUGUGCGUGGUCCUGAAUGACGAGAAAGUGGAGGGGGUGUGGCUAAAAGAUGGCAAGGAGGUGUCAGAUAUGAGUGGAAUUCAAGUGAUCAAACAGGGUGCUGUGCACAAGCUGAUCUUCAACAAGGUGGGUGAGGAACAUGAAGGCAGGUAUACCUUCAGGGCCAAAGGAGCGGAGAGUGAAGCAGUGCUGUCAAUUGCAGAUCCUCCAGCUAUUGACCCCAUCAUGCUGGAGGUAUUAGCCAGCAACCCUGUAACUGUGAAGGCCGGGCAGACAGCCAUCAUCAAGAUCCCUUUCAAGGGCAAGCCCAUUCCCAGAGUGACAUGGUACAAGGAUGGCAUUGAAGUGACAGGGGAUGCACGCACCACCCUAGAACGAGAGGCGGACUUCACCACGCUGAUGCUUGCCAAAUGCGUGCGUGAGGACAGUGGCACCAUCAUGCUGAGGCUUAAGAGCGACUGUGGAACCGCCAUUGCUAACAUGCACCUUAACGUCUUGGAUCGCCCCAAGCCCCCCCAAGGUAACGUGGAGUUCCUAGAGCGGACAGGAAGGUGCAUCAAAAUGAAGUGGAAGGCACCACGGGACAAUGGGGGCAAGCAAGUGACCAGCUUCAUCAUCGAGAGGUGUUUGGCGGGGAAAAAGUCCUGGAUGAAGGUGGGGGAGGUCGACCCCAGCACCACCUUCUUCAGCAACGACAAGGUGGAGGAGGGGAAAGCCUAUCAGUACCGCAUUCGAGCCGUCAACUCGGAGGGUGUGAGUGACCCGCUGGAGACGGAGGAGGUCUGUGCUGGGGAGCCCAUUGAGCCCCCAGGCACGACCUCUCAGCCUCAGAUUACAGAUGUGACCAAGGAUGCAGUCACUGUGACCUGGACCCCACCUGCCCAGGAUGGGGGCGCCCCUGUGCUGGGUUACAUGAUCGAGAGGAGAAAGAAAGGCAGCAAUAUGUGGGUCCCGGUCAGUAAGGAGCUCAUCCAAGAUACCAAAUACACAGUGGGUGGGUUGGUGGAAGACAUGGAGUAUGAGUUCAGGGUAGUCAGCGUGAACAGAGCUGGACCGGGCGUCCCCAGCAGCAGCUCCAACUCCGUGCUCGCAAAGGACCCUGUCCGUGCUCCUGGCUUGGUAAAGGACUUACAUGUGACCGACUCGUCCAGUUCCUCCAUCUCUCUGGGCUGGUGGCCCCCGCAGCAAGGCGAUGACCCUUCAGGCUACAUCCUGGAGAUGCGCCCUGACGACGCCAAGGAGUGGUCAAAGUGCACCAAGGUCCCCAUCGCUGGCACCAGCUACACAGUGGGAGGCCUGCAGGACCGCAUGAAGUACUGCUUCCGUAUCCGCGCCGUUAACGAAGGCGGCGUCGGGGAGCCCGUCGCACUCGAGCAGGGGGUGCCGGCCAUGCCGCCCCCUGCGCCCCCUAGGUUUGACCUCCGUGGAAAAGUGAACAACCAGCGGCUGGUGCGCGCUGGCACAGCUCUGUGCAUCCACGUCACUUUCACGGGGUCUCCUCCGCCAGUGGUGACCUGGCUGAAGAACGGCAUCCCCACCACCGGCAGAGAGACCAUCACCAAAGGGAAGGAGCAUUCCCAGUUCCUCAUCAGCUCAUCCCAGCGCUCCGACUCCGGGCUGUACCGCAUCGGGCUCCGCAAUGACUAUGGAGAGGUUCACUACGACGUCAGGGUUCAGGUCACAGAUGUCCCGCGCCCCCCCAUGAACCUGCGUCUCGUAGAGGAGGUUCCCGGCAUGGUGACGCUGCACUGGGAUCACACGCCUGACCUGGCAGACGACGAGCACACCCACUACAUCGUCCUGAAACGGGACAGCAGCACGGCCACCUGGUUCACAGCCACCGAGCGCGUCUUUAGCAGCAAGUACACCAUCGGUGGCCUGCUGCCUGGCCGCAAGUACUACUUCCGGGUCAUCGCCCGCAACCACAUCGGGGACAGUGACCCCCUGGAUUCCAAGGAGCCCUUCAGCAUUGCUAAGGAGAAAGAACACUUCACCCUGAACCUGAAGCAGUACACACCCCAGGAGCGCUUGGCUGCACCACAGUUCCUGGUUCCCCUGAAGGACCACGCCGUGCGACGUGGGCACGACUGCACCAUGAGCUGUGCCUUCGUGGCCUCCCCGCUAGUCCGGGUGUCCUGGUACAAAGGCGAUGUCCAAAUCCUGGAGAGCCCACGCUACUGGCAGACCACCGCCGACGGCGUCUGCACUCUCACCAUCCCCACCUGCGGCGUUAAAGACAGCGGCGAGUACACCCUGAUUGUGGAGAACACCCUGGGAAAGGUCAAAUCCAAGUGCAACCUGGUCAUCUUCGAUAAGGACGACAAGAGCCUGCUGGAGAGCCUGACUGAGCCUUCUAGGAAAGGCAAGCACAUCAUGUGACGCUGCCAAGCUCAGAGAUAGGGGGAGCUGUUUCUCACACUGCUUCUGAAAGCAUACCUUACUGUCUUAAGACACACUCCUGGCAAUGGAAACUGAAAUGUAGGCCACAUGGCGCUUGAUUAAAUAUUCUCCUUACUAUUAGGUAAUCCUGGCUAAUGGCCAAGUAUGUGAUCCCUGACAACAAUAGAGAAAUUCUCUGGAGGUUUUCCUAAUCCCAACUAUGAUUCUAUUGCCAAAAUAUGCACCCAACUUAUAUAUAAUGAUAGUUUUAAUGUGUUUAAUAAUAAAAUGAAAAAUAAGUAAAUACAUUAAUUGAGAUUACUUUAGACACAAAAUUAUACAACUCGGCAGAGAGACGUUAUUUUUACGUCCACCAGAUGUCAGGCUUACUCUAUGCCUACAGGGCAUACUUAAAACUUCAAUUUUCUACUGAAUAUAAUCACACAUAACUACGAAUUGGAUAAGACUGCGGCUUAUUGUGUCCGCUGGUGUCUGGAAAUGUAUUAUU
Molecule: messenger RNA, 4819 nt
Organism: Brienomyrus brachyistius
Lineage: Eukaryota; Metazoa; Chordata; Actinopteri; Osteoglossiformes; Mormyridae
Product: immunoglobulin superfamily member 22-like
Exons: 23
Coding region: 310-4311 (1333 amino acids)
Molecular function (GO): protein binding
Source: RefSeq, a predicted model, not a curated record